AUGGCCAGCAUCGGACAAAUCAUCUUCUACAGCAUGCUCGUCAUCAUCGCCAUCCUUAGCACCUUGGUCAUCCUCUUCUUCUCUCUGGCCUUCUCCAAGUCCCAGUCCGGUGUGGCAAGCAGAAGCACCAAGCCUGUCGCCAACCUUAGUGAGGAUGAGCUCCUCAGCUGCUAUCUCAACACAGAAACCUCCCAAGACAAAGUGACAGUCACCUGGAAGAAGAAGGAUCUGACCGGACUGGUUUACCUGUAUAAGGACGGAGCUCCGGCUCUGACGGAUCAGGCCUCACAGUUCAAAGGGAGAGCUCAGCUCUUCCCUGAGGCUGUAGUCACAGGGAAUGCCUCUCUGCUGCUGAGGAACGUGAAACGCAGUGAUGAGGGGGAGUACACGUGCAGCAUCAGCUCCUCUAAAGGUGGAGGAGAGGUCAGCAUUUACCUCAGAACAGCAGCUUUUUCAGCCCCCACUUUCACAUUCUCAAACGGCACCCUGUCUGCUGAGGCAGUCGGGUGGUUUCCUAAGCCAGCUGUUACAUGGUUAAACCAAACUGAGCAGGAACUGAAUGGGAGCACCACUUUCAUAAACAGCUCUGAGGGGAUCUUCAGCAUCUUCAGCACGCUGCAGUCGGUGCGAGUCAGCGACACCUACAGCUUCAUGAUUGAAAAUAACUUGGUGAUGGCUAGUUCUGAGGCAACUGUGUCAGGCACGGAUGUUUCAUGGAGGACAUAUUUCACCUUCAGUGUCGCUUCCUGUCCAUUUGGAUCAGUUUAUCUGAAUGUUGUGACCAGCAUCCACUGCAUCUAUUAUGCGGCCUUGUGA
Messenger RNA from Archocentrus centrarchus (flier cichlid), 816 nucleotides. It is a transcript of the gene vtcn1, whose product is annotated as V-set domain containing T cell activation inhibitor 1. The coding region runs from base 1 to 816 and encodes 271 amino acids. The record is from RefSeq and is a predicted model, not a curated record. Lineage: Eukaryota; Metazoa; Chordata; Actinopteri; Cichliformes; Cichlidae. Gene Ontology annotation, molecular function: signaling receptor binding. Gene Ontology annotation, biological process: regulation of cytokine production; T cell receptor signaling pathway. The transcript has 5 exons. Gene Ontology annotation, cellular component: external side of plasma membrane.